CCUCCCUUGUUCCUCUCAUCUCAUCGCUCAUUAAAUUCAAAACUACCCUUUCUUUUCUCUUUUUGUGUCUGCAUUUCAUUCUCUCUUUCAUUUGUUUAUUCUCUGAAACUCAAUUAAUCUGCUAUGGAUGAAGAGUACGAUGUAAUUGUCUUGGGCACAGGUCUCAAGGAAUGUAUCCUCAGUGGCCUUCUCUCAGUUGAUGGCCUCAAGGUGUUGCACAUGGAUAGAAAUGACUACUAUGGAGGGGCUUCUACAUCUCUCAAUCUUACACAGCUAUGGAAGCGAUUUAGGGGAGAAGACGCACCUCCAGAGAACUUGGGAUCCAGCAGAGAUUUCAAUGUUGAUAUGAUACCUAAGUUUAUGAUGGCCAAUGGAGCUUUGGUCCGUGUUCUCAUUCACACAGAUGUUACAAAGUAUUUGAACUUCAAAGCUGUAGAUGGAAGCUUUGUGUAUAACAAGGGAAAGAUUUACAAAGUUCCAGCAACAGAUGUUGAAGCACUGAAGUCACCUUUAAUGGGACUGUUUGAGAAGCGCCGUGCUCGGAAGUUCUUCAUUUAUGUUCAAGAUUAUGAUAUAAGUGAUCCCAAAUCUCACGAAGGACUAGAUUUGAACGAAGUUACAGCAAGGCAGCUCAUAUCGAAAUAUGGGUUGGAAGAUGAUACAGUUGACUUUAUUGGUCAUGCCUUGGCACUUCAUCUUGAUGAUAGUUACUUGGAUAAGCCAGCCAAGGAUUUUGUGGAGAGAGUUAAGAUUUAUGCAGAGUCCCUAGCACGCUUUCAGGGAGGUUCACCUUACAUAUAUCCACUAUAUGGACUCGGAGAGCUGCCUCAGGCAUUUGCACGUCUGAGUGCUGUGUACGGUGGAACUUACAUGCUGAACAAGCCAGAAUGCAAGGUAGAAUUUGACGAAAAUGGGAAAGCCAUCGGUGUGACUUCAGAAGGAGAAACAGCUAAAUGCAAGAAAGUUGUGUGUGAUCCAUCAUAUCUGUCUGAUAAGGUUCAGAAGGUUGGAAAGGUUGCACGUGCAAUAUGUAUUAUGAGCCAUCCAAUUCCAGACACCAAUGACUCUCACUCAGCACAAGUCAUUCUGCCACAAAAGCAGCUUGGUCGUAAGUCAGAUAUGUAUCUCUUCUGCUGCUCUUAUGCUCACAAUGUAGCACCCAAAGGAAAAUUUAUUGCUUUUGUUACAACAGAAGCAGAGACUGACCAACCUGAGGUGGAAUUGAAGCCUGGUAUUGACCUUCUUGGACCAGUAGAUGAGAUAUUCUAUGACAUUUAUGACAGGUUUGAACCCUGCAAUGAUCAUGAAGCUGAUGGUUGUUUCAUCUCUACAAGCUAUGAUGCUACCACACACUUUGAAACCACAGUAAAAGAUGUGGUUGGGAUUUACAGUAAGAUCACCGGAAAGGUUCUUGAUCUUUCUGUGGACUUGAGUGCUGCAAGCGCUGCAUCUGAAGAAUGAGAUUGCUUGAAAUUAUAUAAACAUACCCAAGUUUUGAAAGAAAAGCUUUAAUUUAUUUUUAUUUCAUAUGAUUGUGUCUUUAGAUGAUUGAAUAUGGGAAGAGAAAAAAAAACACAUCCUUGGUCCUUUGGAUAGAUGGAAUAUUUAUGUCCCAUUUAUGACUCCAUUCUUUAAUUCCGACAAGCUGUUUAUUAGUCAAUAUAAUUGUUGUAAUCAUUUUCCUUCCAUCAUUAAAUCCAUUUUUCAGCA
Molecule: messenger RNA, 1710 nt
Organism: Cajanus cajan (pigeon pea)
Lineage: Eukaryota; Viridiplantae; Streptophyta; Magnoliopsida; Fabales; Fabaceae
Product: guanosine nucleotide diphosphate dissociation inhibitor At5g09550
Biological process (GO): protein transport; small GTPase-mediated signal transduction; vesicle-mediated transport
Cellular component (GO): cytoplasm
Molecular function (GO): Rab GDP-dissociation inhibitor activity
Source: RefSeq, a predicted model, not a curated record